AUGGAUCACACCGCUCAACCCCUUACCAUUGCGCUGCUACAUGCAUUUCCACUUCCUCGAACCCUUGAGGUUCUUCCUCCACAUGUGCUCCAAGACUUUUCUCGACAAUACGACUUGGUGAAAGGCUAUAUUAAACAGCUAGAUGCCUAUACUCAAACGGAAACCAAUCUCCGUAACAUUAUCCACGAGCAGAUUUCCACCAUAAAUAAGAUCAUAGUUUUGUUGGAUGCAUAUGAGAAGAACUCGAGUGCCAUUGCAAGUGCAAUCAGCAAGAUGAACGAGUUAUACAAGGAGUUCUUGAAUUACGAGACAUAUCAGUACCAGCUAUUAAGUUCGAACUUCAACCAGAAUUUUUUGAAGUUGAAAUUCUCCAAGUUAACUAGUGCAAGCGACGAGGAGUCUAUGAAUGCGGUGAAAGAAUAUCGGAACUCGGGCGAACUGCUACUGAACUUUCUUCAGGAUUUUAGGCAGAAAAGGAAACUGUACCAUCUUUUAAAGGAGAAGUUGAACCGGUGGGAUGAAGAGCGCAUAAGUGGGCUCAUUUAG
Messenger RNA from Sungouiella intermedia, 546 nucleotides. NCBI's taxonomy places the organism in Eukaryota, Fungi, Ascomycota, Pichiomycetes, Serinales, Metschnikowiaceae. The record is from the annotation of a GenBank genome assembly.